GCUUUGGUUCUGCCCUCGGUCCACCUUAAAGUUUUAGUUCUGGUCGGUUCUGUUUGGUGUUUCCUGCUGGUUUCUGGUUCUGAUUCUUCAUCUAACCUCCUGGACCAGCUGACCGGUCCUUGGUUCUGAGCUGCCAGUGAUGGUUUCCAUGGUUACCGACCUUGUGUGUCCUUUCUGUAGUGACUGUUGGCCUCAGCUGCUGACAGGCAGUGUGCAGCAGUCCAGGUGUUGGUGGUGGUUCUGAUGGGUGUGUCUGUGCUCCAGGUGUUCGUGUGUCUGUGGAAGAGCUGUAAGGUCUACAACACGCCGUCCACCAGCCACAGCUGGCUGCAGAGACACAUGCUGUCCCACAGCGGGGACAAGCCCUUCAAGUGUGUGCUCGGGGGCUGCAACGCCACCUUUGCAUCCCAGGGAGGGCUAGUGCGCCAUGUUCCCACCCACUUCAGCUCCCAGGGUUCCUCCAAGGCGUCCGGUCAGGGCAGAGUGAAGGAGGAGUCUCCGUCCAAGGCUGGGAUGAAGAGGAGGAAGAUGAGGAGCAAAUACCGCCGCUCACUGCCUCGACCUCAUGACUUCUUCGAUGCUCAGACCAUGGAGGCCAUCCGCCACCGCGCCAUCUGCCUGAACCUGGCCACCCACAUUGAGAGCCAGGGGAACGGACACAGCGUGGUUUUCCACAGCACUCAUCCACCCCCCACACCCCCACCCCCAUCCCCAACACAAGAAAACCAAAUAAAUAAAAUAUAA
Molecule: messenger RNA, 744 nt
Organism: Cyprinodon variegatus (sheepshead minnow)
Lineage: Eukaryota; Metazoa; Chordata; Actinopteri; Cyprinodontiformes; Cyprinodontidae
Product: zinc finger protein AEBP2-like
Exons: 3
Coding region: 244-744 (166 amino acids)
Biological process (GO): regulation of transcription by RNA polymerase II
Cellular component (GO): ESC/E(Z) complex
Source: RefSeq, a predicted model, not a curated record